Molecule: messenger RNA, 330 nt
Organism: Trichoderma citrinoviride
Lineage: Eukaryota; Fungi; Ascomycota; Sordariomycetes; Hypocreales; Hypocreaceae
Exons: 2
Coding region: 1-330 (109 amino acids)
Source: RefSeq, a predicted model, not a curated record
AUGAAGCUCUUCUUCAAAGUCCUACCACUAGAGGAUUGGCUUGCUGCCUACGCCAAGGCAAGAAGGAAGUCGACAGCUGGUUCUAAUCCCUGGAAGUGCAAGACGAUUAAGGAGUUCAGAAAGUACAUUGCAGAGCUGGCAAUGAAGAACAAGGCAUUUGGCCACUCAAACGACAUUUCCCACUGUCAACUGUUCCUUGGAGGCAAUGAAAACAUAGUCCAUUACAUGCUUGUCCAGUAUCCCAUCCAGUAUCCCAGCGGCCUCUCCCUCAUGAGACGGCGAGAUGACGCCAUACAAAAGAUGAUGCACGAGAGCCAUCAUCCACCUUGA